AUGAAGGGCCCUCAGAGGGCUCCCUCACAGCUGGGCAGGGGAGGUCCAGAAAAGCCAGGCCUCCUGCUGCGGGACAUCAGCCCGGAGCCAUCUGUGCACACGGGUGUCCUGCUGACGACCCAAAUGACGGCAACUGCUCAGACACCCUCUAAGGCCCAGGCUGUCCAUAUCUCCGCACCCACUGCUGCUGCCAGCACUCCUGUGCCCAGUGCCCCCAUUGACCCCCAGGCCCAGCUGGAGGCUGACAAGCGAGCUGUGUACAGGCACCCUCUUUUCCCGCUUCUGACGCUGCUGUUUGAGAAAUGUGAACAGGCCACCCAGGGCUCGGAGUGCAUCACCUCCGCCAGCUUUGACGUGGACAUCGAGAACUUUGUCCACCAGCAGGAGCAGGAGCACAAACCCUUCUUCAGCGAUGACCCAGAACUGGACAAUCUGAUGGUGAAGGCAAUCCAGGUCCUGAGAAUCCACCUGCUGGAGUUGGAGAAAGUCAAUGAACUCUGCAAGGACUUUUGUAACCGUUACAUCACCUGCCUCAAAACCAAGAUGCACAGCGACAACCUGCUCAGGAAUGAUCUCGGGGGGCCCUACUCCCCCAACCAGCCCUCCAUAAAUCUUCACUCACAGGACCUCCUGCAGAAUUCUCCCAAUUCCAUGUCCGGAGUCUCCAAUAACCCCCAGGGGAUUGUGGUCCCAGCCUCAGCGCUCCAGCAGAGCAGCAUCGCCAUGACAACUGUCAACUCACAAGUGGUGUCAGGUGGAGCCUUAUACCAGCCAGUUACCAUGGUAACCUCCCAGGGUCAGGUGGUCACCCAAGCAAUCCCCCAGGGAGCCAUCCAGAUCCAGAACACACAGGUUAACCUUGACCUUACUUCCCUCCUGGACAAUGAGGAUAAGAAGAAGAAGUCCAAGAACAAGCGAGGAGUCUUGCCCAAGCACGCCACCAAUAUCAUGCGUUCUUGGCUCUUCCUGAGUGUGUGUCAUCCCUACCCCACGGAGGAUGAGAAGAGGCAGAUCGCGGCCCAGACAAACCUCACCCUCUUGCAAGUCAAUAACUGGUUCAUCAAUGCCCGGAGGCGCAUCCUGCAGCCCAUGCUUGAUGCCAGCAACCCAGACCCUGCCCCUAAAGCCAAGAAGAUCAAGUCCCAGCACCGGCCCACCCAAAGAUUCUGGCCCAACUCCAUCGCCGCGGGGGUGCUGCAGCAGCAGGGCGGCGCCCCGGGGACAAACCCCGACGGCUCCAUCAGCUUGGACAACCUGCAGUCCCUGUCCUCAGACAAUGCCACCAUGGCCAUGCAGCAGGCCAUGAUGGCCGCACACGACGACUCAUUGGAUGGGACGGAAGAAGAGGAGGAGGAUGAGAUGGAAGAGGAGGAGGAAGAGGAACUGGAGGAGGAGGCUGACGAGCUUCAAACGACGAAUGUCAGUGACCUGGGCUUGGAACACAGUGACUCCCUGGAGUAGUUGGCAGCCCAGAUGGCACUGAUCACCCAGCAGGAGAGGAGUGUCG
Molecule: messenger RNA, 1507 nt
Organism: Myotis lucifugus (little brown bat)
Lineage: Eukaryota; Metazoa; Chordata; Mammalia; Chiroptera; Vespertilionidae
Gene: PKNOX2
Product: PBX/knotted 1 homeobox 2
Exons: 10
Coding region: 1-1461 (486 amino acids)
Biological process (GO): regulation of transcription by RNA polymerase II
Molecular function (GO): DNA-binding transcription factor activity, RNA polymerase II-specific; RNA polymerase II cis-regulatory region sequence-specific DNA binding
Source: RefSeq, a predicted model, not a curated record